AUUGUCUGUUACACACAUAUCUCAAGCUUGCACUGCUCGUGGCGUCUUUAUUUGUUAUUUGUAACUAACUGCUAAAUUAAUUUCUACAUUCAAACUAUGUUUAGUCUUAAAAUAUUCUGAAAUAAGUGCUGUUAAGUUUACGUCACUGAGUAUGUCGAAUACCUUUCAAAGACAAAUUGUCACCAUAAUGGAAGAAAUGGCCACAUCAGUCCUUACAGAAAUGAGUAAAGGUGUCGAGGGCUCAGCCACUUUGUGUAUUGAAAUGUCCGGCUCUCAUGAGAAUAAAGGGUCUAAAGUUAUAUUCCCGGUGGUGCAAAGCGAAACGAGGAUGGCACAACUUGCAUCUGUUAUAGAGCUACUAGCUCAGGAGGCGGUCAAUAAAAUCUGUGACCUUGCUCUUGAGGAUUCAGCAGUUUUGCGUCUGGAAGUGACUCGGAGUCAGAAAGAGAUUGGAGCUCUCAAGAGGAAACUGGAGCUGAUGGAGAAGGAAUUGAGGACUUUGCAGGGAGGUGCAGCAGGAGAGAGAUCCUUAAAAGCCCAUUCUGUUGGAGUGCAGGAUGCCUGCGAAUUAAGAGCAACAGAAAUUGAGCUGCCACAUUCUGCCGUCGUCCAUUUGUGUGGUGAUGCAGUCCCCACAGUUGUGGGAGAGGACAUUGCUCCAUUGCAGCAUGUCAGCAUGAUGACAGAGCCACCAGAUGUGGAGGAUGGGAUUGAGUCAAUAAUUAUUAAGGAGGAACGGCUUGAAGAGGAUUUGGAGAGCCGUCAUCUGGAGGGGAGGCUGGACAUCAGUAAAGAGGGGGAGGAAAAUGAAUUCCCUGCUCUUAUAAGGAUAUAUAAGACAGAGGACAGACUGCAGCUUAGUAAACAGGGGAUACCUGCUGUUGCACAUCAGAACUGUGUAGAGGCAAAAGGACAACCUAUGCCAGGCGGGCCAGAUAAGAAUUGGAAUCUACUCAGUGGGAUGGAUGGAAUAACAGAGCAGCUAAUCUUAUGGAGAGGCGCUAACGAGAGCCUCUUCACGGGCAAGCGAAACGCUGCAGUGAAGGGGUUUGAGAUAUUUAUCAAAGAGAUGGGGCUGGAGGGGAAGGUGACAGUGGCGUUUAUGAAGAAAAAGUGGGAGAACCUUAAACAGAAAUACAAGGAGUUAAAGAGUCUACCCAUUGGGAGGAGCACAGAGGGAGGGGAGAUGACCGCUGCCACCUGGAAGUGGUAUGGGGCCAUGAACAAGGUGUUGGGUUCCGGGCACAGCAUCACCCCUCUGGCUGUUGGCUCUCCGUCUGCUCCAGUUGGCACAGUCGUCCCCUUUCCCUCUGAGGAGAGAGCUGCCGGCUCCUGUUUCAGCCCCACCACCGCCUCCACCUCCAGCUCUACUGUUCCUGAGGCUCCAUCCUCCAGCCCACCCCUCAAGAGGGCCAAAAAGGAGCCUGAAUGGCUCCUGGCCAUCAAAGAGCUGGAGAGAAGGGAGGAGGCCAGGGACGUCAGGGAGGCAGAGUGGGAGAGGGUGAUGAUGGAGAGGGAAGAGAGGAGGGAGCGGGAGAUGAUGGAGAGAGAGGAGAGGAGGGAGCGGGAGAUGAUGGAGAGAGAGGAGAGGAGGGACCGGGAGAUGAGGGGGAGAGAGGAGCGUCUCGUUAGAGAAAGUAGGGACCGCGAAAACAGACGGACAAGGGAGGCAGCUGCCCGAGAGGCACGCUUUUUGCACGUGAUGGAUUUUUUACUUAAGAAGUGAGUUCUUGUUUGUUCAGUCAGUUUAGUUGUAUGUACAUAAUUUCACACGUUUUGUAUUUAUUUAUUUUUUUAUCCACUUUUCCAGCUGCAUGCUAAGGACUAUGUUCUGUUAACCUUUCCUGUUAUUUUAAUAAAUCACUUCUGCAGUAUUUUUUAAAUUUUUAA
Messenger RNA from Conger conger (European conger), 1890 nucleotides. RefSeq lists its product as uncharacterized. The coding region runs from base 152 to 1726 and encodes 524 amino acids. The transcript has 9 exons. The record is from RefSeq and is a predicted model, not a curated record. NCBI's taxonomy places the organism in Eukaryota, Metazoa, Chordata, Actinopteri, Anguilliformes, Congridae.